Anas platyrhynchos (mallard) is the source of this 19145-nucleotide messenger RNA. NCBI's taxonomy places the organism in Eukaryota, Metazoa, Chordata, Aves, Anseriformes, Anatidae. The record is from RefSeq and is a predicted model, not a curated record.
GUCCCUGAGCUGGCUGCUGUAGGAUCCGGCCACCCAGGGACCCCCCCAGAGGUAGCAGUACGUGGGGAAGGCAGUCCUGGCACGGAGGAGUUGCCCUUGGCCAGCAGGUAGGAGCCUGUGUGGGUGCAUGGCAGGGGGUGCUUGGGGAGGGGGCUGCCACAUUGGGGUGGGAGAGGGGCUGUGGGGAGUGCUGGGGGUCCCCCCUUUGCUUCCUGGGGUAGGGUGGGCGAUGGUUUUUGCAUUGGGGUAUGGAAAAGUUGGUUUUGGAACAUCUACCUGAGCGGUGAUCCCCCCCAUGCCUGCAGUGUGUUGGGUAGAAAAAUCCCCAAGCCCACCAGAGCAGCCCAGUCCCCCAAAUUUAGGGGCGCUGGUGGGCUCUGGGCUGCCCUCCCUGGUCUUCUGGGUUUUGGGGGCACCCUGUCAUGGCUGGAUCUGUAGGGGCUGGGCUGGGCUGGGCUUGGCUCUCCUGCAUCCUCCUGUGGGGCUGGUGGGCUUCAUCCCAUGGGUAGCGGAGGCAAGCCCAGCACCAUGGGGGAUUUUCUCCCUGUGGAGGGGUCUGUGGGACCCCAGCUGGGCUGGGGCAGCUCGUUGUUCCCUGAGAGGCAGCUGGUGUAAAUCCUUGCUCGUGGAGCACCUGCCUUCAUCGUGUGCCCUCAGCUGUGCAAAUGGGGGGGAAUGACGCUGAGGGUUACCGAGCUCUUGUAGGAUCCUCUUGCUGCGCUUUCCUCCUCUGCAAAAUGGAAACUAAUCACAGCCCUGUCCAGAGGGGGCUGAUAAAGGCAGCGGGUUUGGGUGGUGUUUUGCUGUGGGAUUGCAUCUUUCUCUCUUCCCCCAGUCUCCUUCCUUUGCAGACCCUCCUGGCCGCAGGUCGCCCUUCCCAAGGCUGUGCUGCAGCUGCGGGAGGUGAUGCGCUGGAGCAGGGCUGGCUCGUGGGGAAAAAUUGUGCUGAGAUUCUCGCUGCUUUCGUGUCUGGAUUAUGGUUUGCUCCCACUCAGAGGGACCAAAGGCUCUGUCCCUGCUGGUGUUGGUGCCCGUGGGCUGAGCCCCGGCUCUGCAGGGAAGCAGCGAGUGCUGCUGCUGCUGGCCCGUGCAGUGCUUGUGCCUUACCCAGCUCACGUUUGCUGCUCUCUGGACCACCUCCAGCUGUAAAACUCCAGCCCCGGUGGUCCAGGCUGAGAGCCUGGAUCGCUUGUCUGCCGGCUGCUGCGGGGUGGCUCGGGCAGCGUGCACGGUGCCAGCCACAAAACAUUGUCCUGGCAAGUGUCCUCUGCCUCGAGCUCCUGCUCCCCAUCCUGCCUUGGCUCGGAAAGCAGCGUGGCCUCGGGACGCUGCCUGGCACUGGCCCUCCUUGUUUUAAUUAUCCUGUGGCCCCGGUGGCCAAAGGUUGUGGCUUUAACCAAAGGGUCAGGUGGACUUUGCAGGGCUCUGCGUGCAGUGGUGCUGCAUUUAUUGGGGUGCUGCAUCCUCGGGGCUGUUUGGGUGCCGUGGGACACCCUGGUGCAGGAGAUGCUGCUGCUGGCUCCCAGAGAAGUGCCCUCUGCUGUAGCUGCCUGCGAAGCCUCGUGGCACCAAGAAAACCCAAGAGCACAGUAGGAGCCUCUGGGAGACGACAACGUAAAUAAGAUUCCACUCUGGGUAAUUAAUACCAGGCUGUAAAACACAGCCCCGAUCCUCUGGCUGGCUGCUGGGCACUCUGUUGCUGCUGGCGAGGCCGGCGGCGGCUGCCUGCUGCCUCUCCUCCCGGCUGGCUCUGCUGGCAGCAGACACGGUGGCUUUAAUCCUGGAGCCGGGACGGGUUGUGUGCUGCAAGAGCUGUGCAGCUCCUGUUUGGCCUGGGAACUCCAAAAUCUGCCAGGGAUGGAGUCUGGCUGCUACCUGUCUCGGCACAGGACCGUGAGCUCUGCUCUUCUGGAAGAGGGGAGCGAGUCCCAUCCGUUUUCUGGCCCCGCAGCAGCAAGCUGGGGCAGGAUGGGGUUGUUCAGUGCUUGCCUCUCCCAGGAAAAUCACUCUGUCCUGUCCGACAUCCCCAGCACCUGAUCUCUGAUGGGGUUUGCACGCCCUUCCCAUGGGAAAAGCCCCCGAGGACCCUGCUGCUGGAGGGGCCGUUUGGUCUGCAACCACCUCGGCUAAACCUAAUUGCAGCUUGCACCUGGCCAUUAAAGGGCGAGUGCCAUCGCUGCCCCAAAGGGAAGGAGGACGGGCCCAGGGCUGCCUGGAGGGCUGGAGCCCAGCGUUUCCCCUGCCUGCUGCUGGUCCUGGGGGAGCCGUGGGGCUGAGCAGGACGCAGCUGCCCCGCGGGUGUCCCGGUGCCAGCGCCCGUCCACGCUGCCGCGGGCUCCAGCAGCAAACCUGGCUGCCCGCGGCUCUCAGCUGCAGAGUAAACAAGCUGGCAAGAGAAACCAUUUUGCUUCAGCUACCAGGAGAAACCCUUUUUAGGUAGCACUUCCAACUGGCAACGCUCUCCUCUGUUAACCCCCUCCUUCCUUCCCUUCCCACCGAAGCCCGAAAGUUGUUGCAGCGGUUGGGGAGGGGAGCGGGCUGCCUGGCGUGGCUUUGCCACCCCGAGCAAGGAACGCAGACGUGAAUUUACUGCUUGAUCUUGUAAUUUCAGCGCAAUUAGACUAGCUGCUACAGAGCAAUUUCCCCCUAAGCCUCGGUCUCAGGCCCGGGCACUGCCGAGCCGCUCGCAGACGAGGAAGCGUUGGCUGAACCACGGGUUUUUUUGGGCGCACCUGGAACCUGCCUCCCCGGAGACGCGUCUGCGAGCUGGAGCUGCGGGUGCCUGGCAUGUCUGAAAAGGAGCCUGCUUUUCAGGCUCGCUUAUUACGAGUCAGGCACCCAAAGCGAGUGGGAAAACAAGCCAGAACAAGGGCGCAGGCUGAGCUCUGGGUGCUGGGCUGCCCUCUCCAUCCCCUGCGCCAAGCGGGAGCAACGCAGCCUGGUGGCACCGCAGCGUGGGGCUCGCGGGGGCUGCAGCACGCAGGACACGGGGCACGUUGGCUCCAGAAGCCACCAGCCCUCGGUGGCAGUGUGUCUGUCUGUGUUUAUUGGGCAUGCUGGCACCUCAGCAUGAUAUCUGUUAGCUCUUCCUUGCAACUGUGGUCCCAUCAGCAAGACAGCCUUACCCAGGGUCACAUACCCUGGUUAAAAUCUUGCCGAAAAUGGGGUGGAAGUCGUACCGUGGACGAUUUAAAUUAAGUAUUCUCCCCCCUUGCUUUUAGCCAGGAGCUGUGUAACGCCUCCUGAGCACCGCUGCAGCACGGGGCUUGGGAGAAGCGCUCAGCACUUUGAUCCGAUCCGUCCCAGCCCAACUUCACUGACUCAUUUCCUCCGUUUGUGCGGCACCCUGGUGCUGUGCAUGCUGUGCAGGGCAUGGGAGGAACCUGCGAGCUCCCACGGCGUUGGUUUUAUGGCAUCUCCCGUGCAUCCUUUUCCUGCUGGCUCGCUGUCCCCACAGCUCAGGCUGCGUUAGCAGCUCCGUUCCUUGCUAGGGAGAAAAGGAGCUGUCGGUGUGAGCAGAGCUGUGGGUGUUCCUGGGGAGCCUGCAGCACCCCAGCUGGUCCCUGCGUGGUUUGCUUGGCUCUCCUGGCACCCAGAGCCGCUGGGGUGAUGCUCUGCAGGGGUGGCAUCGCGGUGCUCCUGCUGCAGGUGCUUCCCCAGCUCUCCGGUGAGCCCACGGUGCUGUGCUGGUCUCUGCUGGUGCCUCGUCUCCUUGUUCCUGGUGUUUGGAGGACAUGGGUUCCCUGCGGAACCACUGCAGGGUGGGAAAGCCAUGAGAUAAACUGGGUGCUGCAGGUUUAGGAGCUGCCUUUUUGGGGAAGGGGGGGGUGAAGCUUGGUGUCCAAGCCCUCCAGCGAGCACCUCAGACUGGGUUCUUCCCUGGACCCAGGGGUGAAAAUCUGGGGUGCUGCUGUCCAUGCCCUCAGAGUUGUUUGCUGCAUUUGAGACUGGGUCCCCGGCGUUUUGCUGGAGGCUAUGGGCAGGAGCACGGGGUCUGCAGAGAAAGCAAAGGGGGCUCAGUGCAGGGCUGGGGAGGGGCUCUUGGCAUCCUGGAGCUGCUCGAGGAACUCGCUGCUGCCCUCGGAGCAUCGCUUCCAGGAGGGUUGGGGUGCCCCAGGCAGCCAGGGCUGUGGUACCUGAGAGCAACCUCAUUUAAUUGCUGAGCACAGCCCCUACCCCAGCUGAAAAGCCCAUAAAAAUUGGAGCCACGGCUCGGAUGGGGUCUGGAGGCUGUGACGGCACGCGGGACCCGCCUGCUCCCCUGGAUCUGGGCACAGCGGGGGUCCCGUCUUUUGGGGGAGUGCCCCAAAAUGUGUGCAGCCGGAUGAUGUGGGGCUCCUGGGUGGUGAAGCAGCAUGGAAAUGCCAACUUUUCCCCACGCAGCCCUUGCAGCUGGGGAGCAGCGUGGCCUUGCCAUGGCCACGGAUGGAUGGACGGACGGACGGAUGGAUGGAUGGAUGGCCAGAGGACUACAAUCCCCGGCAGGGAGCGAAGUGCCGGGGGGAUGCCGGGACUGGUAGUCCCCAGACCCGCUGUGGGGUCCCCGCUGUCACCAGUGGCUGGGGCGGGGGACCCGGAGGGGAUGUACAGGCUCGGGGAGGAGCCAGCGCCUUCACCCACUUUGUUGUUAAAUACCUUAAAGGAGCAGUGGCUGCGCCCGAGCGAGCUCCCUAGCGGAGCCAUGCAAGCCAGGCCGUGGGCUUUUUAAAGAUAAAAAUCACUCGCGUGGCCUUUGGGAUGAGCGGGCGCCGUAACUCCUUCGGCGCCUGGGCACCACCGCUGGCCUCACCAUUGGGCUGCUCCCGCAUCCCCUCGGAGCAUCCUCCUCCGAGCAUCUUCUGAUGCUCCCAGGGCUCAGAAAAAUCAGUGCCGAGGCCGUUUCCUCGCAGGGAACGUCUCCGCUCGGCAGCCCUGCGGAUAAAAAGCUCUGCGGAGAGGCACCGUGGGCAGCCGUGCGCAUUUCUGGUGGCGCAGCGGUGACCUGGGGAUUUUUGCCCCCCCCCGGCGUAAGGCCCACGGUGCCUCCAGCCAGUCCGGCCCUGGCGUGUGCCCAGCCAGACACCCACAUGAAAGCCGCCGCCGUGGCUCGCCUGGCUCCUGGCCAGCGGCUACCUCCAGGCAGCUCGCGAGGUCCUAGGGGGGAGCCGAGAGCGAGGCACCCACCCCUGGAGGGCGAGGGAUGAGGGGCGAGGGCUGGGGUUGGCACUGGGGUGCGGACCCCGUGGUGGGAUGGGGUUGUGUCGUGAGAUGCUCGCAGCCCAGGCUUUCUCUCCUGGGGUGCUGGGGGGGUGUUUGCUUGCUGAGGGGCUGCGUUAGCUCCUUUUUCCUUCCCGGGUGCAGGUUUGGAGGCAGCGUUGGGCACGUCGGGUCCUGUCUGAGCCCAGGCUCCAGCUGGAUUUGCUGGGAGCUCAGGCUCGUGUCCGUGCUGCUUCCAGCCCGCGUUGGCCCUGCUGUAGCUGGGAAUUUGAGUUGCCUGGGUGAAAUCCUCAUCAGGAGCAGACGAAAUCUUCCCCUGGGGUGCAGAGAGCUCCUGCUGCGUGGCUGGCGUUGCUGGGAGCAGAUGGGCUGAAGCUCUCCGGAGCUGCAGAGGGUACCCGUGGUGCCAGGACCCGGCUGCCGGAUCGCCACCCGUGCAGCUGAGAUCUCUUGGGCAUACUGAGGGUGGGGAAAAAGAGAUCUGGGCUGCUGCAGAACCUGCAGCAGAGUGGGAGAAGCUGCUUGGGGAACCCACCUGCGAGGCUCCGAGCCCCGACACGGCUCGUGGGAGGGCACCACGGGCUGCACGGCGACCUGCUGGAGCCAUACGGUGGGGGAGAGCACGGAAAGCUCCCCUGCAGGCACCUGUCUAGCUCUGCUGCUCCUUCCUUCUUGCUUUUCACCCCUUGCCUGCUGCUCGGGAGCCUCGGACCGGCCGCCUAAUGCGUUGCGAUGGCUGCGUGGCAGCAGGUGCCUUGGAGGAGCCCCGUGCCGAGGUGCGCACCCCGAGCUGAUUGCUUCUGACACAGCCCCUGCGCCCUGCUCCCCAAUGGAGCCCAGCCCCGUCUUGAUGCAAAAGGCCCAAAGGGUGAAAUGCAGCCCCCGGGGGAGGCAGCAGGAGCUGGGGUUUGGGGUCCUGGAGGUGAAGCUCUUAGCAAACGGCUCCCGGUGCGUGCCUGCCCCAGCACACCGCCGUUCCCAAGGCUUUAGGGUUUUUUUUCCCACUCUGGGAAGGGCAGAAAAGGAACGUGGAUAACACCGCUGGGCUAGCGUUGCUGGAGGAGUUAGGAGCCACCCGUAGGAUGCUCAAUUUUUCCCUUAUCCCCCUGCACAUGGAGUUAAUUGCAGUUCCAACCCACACACCGAGCUGUCCUGCCGCAGCCAAGCGGUUGCUCUGGGACUCAACCUCUCCUCGGGGGUCUCGUCCUCCCGAGGGGACAACGUCUUUCCCAGGGUUGUUUGUGUUGGGUCUGAGGAGCUCAGGGCUCAAGUUGAGCACGUUGCCAGGACUCCGUGGGUAUCUCUCGAAGGUAAGACUCGUCAGGCUUAAGAAAGGAUGAAAUUUUUUUAAUGGGUGUUCAGCAGCCACCGUGGAGAUGCUUUAAGGGCAUAAAUUUUUUAAGAGCGUAAUGGAUGUUAAGCUCUCAAAAAUAAAUCCUGAGUCUCUCUCUAGCUUGGGUUUCCCAAGGUAUUGGUGGCUAGCUUGGAAUGAGAGAGCAAGAUGAAUGAAAUAAAAGGCUUUUAGAGGGUGCAGAGCACCAGCGUGGAGCUCCUGCUUCCCUUGUGUGCCUGAGCUUCUGCUCGGUGCUUUGGGAUGCCGAGGGUCAGUCCCAGGUGGAUGUUUUGAGAACCCACACUGGGGAGCAGAGUUAAGGGCUUUUCUCCCUGCUGCUGAGCUGUGCAGAGCGAGCAGUGCCGGGCUCUAAAGCUUCCCACCCAGAAGAUUUCAUUGAUGGUGACCAGAGGCUGGUGAGGUGCAGAGAGCAGGACCCAGGUGUGCGAGGUGGGCUCACGGCUUUGUCCCUGCCAGCAGCAGGACCUGCAUGGAGCAGCUCUGCCCAAACCAUUGUGGGGAGCUGGUGACGGAGCUGGGAAGCACCAGGAACCUCCUCUUCCAUCCAACCUUUCUCAGGACAGCCCCGUGCAGGGUUUUCCUCCCUGGCCGUUGCUGCCAGGAGCCGGGGCAGCAGGAGGGAGGCUUCUCCUCUGGCUGCAGCCAAGGGUGCCGGGCACCUGACAGCCCCAGACUUGUUCAGUGUUCGCUGCUUUCUUCCCUCACCACAGCAGGGAAGAGAAUGGAAACUCUGUGAGCUCCCUGCUUGUCUCCUCCUGCCCAGGGAAGCAGGAGCAGCCCCGAUCCCGUGCGCAGCCCUGGGAGGCUGCGGGUGGGUGCAGGCGCUGGCACCCCGCAGCGCUGCGCCCUCGCGCUGCUCUUGCCAGCUCCCCUCCCAGGGCUGGCUGGAAAGCCUCCUGCCUUCCCCCUGAGGUCAGCUCGUACCUGCCAAGGGCUUGGCCCCGUUUUUAUGGAGCUGUUCCAUGAGCUGUGCCCCGUGAAUGCCCUCCCUCGGGCUGCGGUACCGGUAUUUGGUGCUGAGCACUGCUGGUGCCUUCGGUGCGCCGGUGAAAACAGGGCUGUGAGCGACUCGUGCCAGGUCUGUCUGGUCCUUGCCCGCGUUUUGGGGCAGGUGCUGACCUGCUUUGAGGUGACAGGUCCUGAAAUCUCAUUUUGCAGGUGCCUUGUUGGCAGGAAGAAGCAGGAAAAGCGGAAAUACUGGGGGAAGAUUUAGGGGAAAAUAGCUGCUGGAAGCAUGGGUUGGUGCAGAAAUGUUAUAAUGCGUUUCUCUAGUUCAGCCUAGCCCUGCGUGCCAGUACGGGUGGUGAUCCUCACAUAAUCACGACAGUUGGACAAUCACAUUUUUCUGAUGGUGGAAAACCUGUGCCCUUGCUUGGGAACAUCCCUCAGGGAAAGCGUCCUUGGGCGAUGGAGCACCAGGGAGCCCUGGAGUAGGAGCUGCAUCCCUCCAGUGCUGAUAGCGGAGGUUUUUUGGUGACUGAGUGUUUUGUUCUUUGUUGGUGGGAUGCGUGUGGGACGUGGUCACUCCUGCCUGCCCAGCGGGUGGCUGUUUAUGGGGUCCGACUGCCUGCGUUCACCCCCAAGGCAGCUCUGGAUGCUGUGCCCCCAUCGCUCCCGUCCCCUGGGAGGACAUCACAGCUAACCCGAAGGACAAAAAGCUCCGUCCUGAAAGCCGUGAGGAUCGAGGCUCUCGCUUUGUGGUUUUGAGGAGCAGCAGCUUGUGGUUUGUGUCCUCUGGAUGGGAAACGAAGGGCCCACGUUGCCUUUAUUCUUCUUACCCAACACAAAUGUGCUGAUCCUUCGGGAUCCCCGCUGCUGCCUCUUGGGGGGACGAGAGGAUGGAAGGAAGGAGCAGGGGUCUCUGUGCCUUGGCACAGCUGCACCGGGGUCUCCGCAGCUCCGAGGCAUUGCAGCUCAUCCCCAGAUGGAGGACAGAGCCCUGGGGGUGUUGGCCGUCUGCUGCUUUGCUCCCCCAAAUUACCUGCAGGCUGUUUUGCGCUGCCGCUAUCCCCCAAAUGGCACCGAGAGCCGCGCUCCCCCCCCCUGUUACCCCCGAAGGUGGGUGCAGAUGACUCCCCUCCUGACAUGUGCGUGAUCUGGGCGUCUCUUCCCGGGCAGCUGGCGGGUUAUUUUUGGUCCUGGAGCAGCCCAGAUCUAGUUUCUGCCGGGGUGAGUCCCUGCCCAGCGCCGUGCUCACAUCCCCGGUGUGGGUGGGGGCGCGGAGCCCCGGCUGCCUUCGUCCCCACGGGGCUGCUCCGGUGCUCGCCCGUGCAGGGCUGGGUUGGCAUCUCCCUGGGAUGGCUGGGGACAAGGGGACCUUGGCCAGGUCUGCGGGGACUCACCUGGGUGUUAUCUGCUCGGGAAACCCAAUCUCCGGGCCCCUCUGGGCGUGAAGGGACGGGCAGGAGCAGCUGGUGCCGUGGCAGGGCUUGGAAAUCCAAGCCAGCGCCUCGUCACGUGCGUCCCCCUUUGGCUCGCAGGCUUGGGGGGUGGCAGCCCCCUUCCCUCAGCUCCUGGCCUCCUGCCCGCAGUGGAAAACCCUGCGGAGGGGUUGCUGGGGGGCUGCUGGGGGCCUCCUGGGCUGGGUUUGUCCACCCACGGAGCGGUGCCUUGUCCCACGGCAGCGGGUGCUGCGCAAAGCAUCCUUCACCCCAUCAGCCUGUUGGGGUGCUAAUGGGGUCCUGCCUACCUGGAGGGACAGCAGAUGGCAAAUGCAAUCAGAAAGGGCUUUUUUCCUGGUUAUACACAUCUGCUGAAGCCUGGCUGGGCACCCGAUGGAGAGGACAGGACCAGGGUUUGUGUCUUUGCAAGGUGACGGCUGGCGGAGGCGCUGAGGGUCACUCUGGGUGUCAGCACUGCCCUGGGUGUCAGGGGAGGCUGCGACGCCCCCCAUCCCGCACUCCCAAGCCUCCCUAGCACGGCUACCAAGCAGGGACAGCUUUUCCUUGCUGAAAACUGUGCCCUUUCCUCCGGGGAGGGAGCAGCGCCGCAGCCUCCCACGCUGCUGCUCGUUGCCUUUCAGCAGAAAGCCGCCCGGGUAACCCUGGUGUUUCUCUCCACUCCUGGCAGGGAGCGAAUCUCUCUCCUACCUCGAAACGUGGGCUCGUGGUGUGAGCACAGGGUUUUUUUUUUUGUCUCCCCAGCUCCGAGCAGCCCCGUUCUCCUCGCUGUAUGGGUUUCUGGACCUGGCUCCCAACCCUGCUGCUUUGGCUCCUGGCAGCUCCUCUGCAGCAGGAGCUCAUCUCCCCGCGAGGGUCUCAAACGCCACCAAACCCAGACCCAAAGCAGCUCUGAAUAGGCUUGAGCAUCCUAUUCAGGAGGACAAUAGGAAAUCAAACAGAUGCCACCUCUCCUCCGGCUGUCUGUGUGCCCGCUUGUCUUUGUUGCAGGUGAAUUUGGGGAAAGAAAACACCGUUUUGUUGUGACAGCACCGGGGCUGAGCUGCCCUGCUCUGCUACCUGGCAGCCAGGGGAGGCGAAGGAGGUGUCGGUGGGGCUGCUGCCCGUGGGCUGGGGGCUCUGCUGCCCUGCGGUGGGCUCCGGGGUGUGCAGAGAGCACUGGGCUCUGCGUGGCACGGUGGGUUUGGGGCGGAUGGCUUGGUUUAGCUGUUCCUAUGGAUGGAAACGCUUGGAGAGGGCGAGCUGCCGAGAUGUCUCGUGGGGCGGGUGGCAGCGCUGCCUCGUGCCACUGCUGCUGCUCUGGGGACAGUGCUGCCGAGCAGGGAGAGGGCAGGGGCUUUCCUCCCCCUCCUGCCAAGCUCCUUUCCUGCAGCUCUGCCCGUUGGGGUGGGCUUGCUGGCAGGGGGCUGAACGCUGACCCUACAAAUCCAGGAGCUGGGCUUCGUGUCCUGACCCUCCUCUCACUUUGGGCUCACCCAAAGCACCCAGACCAAGCUGUGGGUGGAUGGAUGGAUGGGCAAAACGAUGUCUUCUGCUGGAAGGGACUCGGGCUGGGGAGGCAGUGGGCAUUGCUGUGCCCUCCAGGAGCACCCAGGGGUGGCCCAGCACACGGGGUGCCCUGCUGUGGGUGCUGGCAGGAGCCUGCGGUUGGGCUGAGCCCCGGCCAGGAGCGCGAUGCAAAAGCUGCCUUCCCUUUUGAAGUCUGACACCCGGGAUUUUCCCCACCCACUAGGAGGACUGAAGGCAGGGAAAAGAAAAAGACAGUAAAACAAAAUAAAAGAAAAAAGAGGAAAAAAAAGGAAAAAAAGCUUUUUUUUUUAAGCUGCUGGUGAGGGCACGCCAGGGAGGCAGAGGCUGGAAGGGGCUGGGGAGCGCCCUGUGCGUGUCUGGCCGGCUCUGACUCAGCCCCACGUGCAGGUACAACCCCGCUGCCUCCUGCUUUGGGGCUCAGCCUCGCUCAUGAGGUGAAACCCAGAGGGGUUUGCAGGGACAGGAGGGAAGCACGGAAAAGGGAGCAGCCCCUGCAGCUCGCUGCCGGCCGCUUGGUGCGCGGUGGCCCCAAAUUGUCCCCUCCUGGAGGUGUCCCCUCCAUCCCCAGAUGUGUCCCCCUGGGAAGGGCUCGACUUUGGGUGGAAUUGGAGGCAGGAUCCAGCCCUAAUGAUGGAGGGGCUGUGGGAUGAGGCUGCCUGGAAGAACAAAGCCUCGCUCUGCCCGCCAGCCGGGUACCCCAGGGGCAGGCAGGGUGUGCAGCCUCGCCGCGGAGGUAGGACGGGAAGGUUUCCUGGUCCUGCCCGUCUGGUUCAGCGCUGGAUGAGGCUUGGGCGAGCCAAAAGGCAGCUGGAUGCGGGAUGUGAGGCUUGGGCUUGUUUAAAACUUCUGAGCCUUGAAGCUGAAAAGCUGGGACUUGGGCCCAGGUUCGUUGGAUAGACCCCAUCGGCUGGGGAUGGGGAUGUGAGGUUGGAUGUGGUUCUGGAUGUGUGCUGGGGGCUGGUGCAGCCCCGAGGGGCACUGGUGGAGGUGUCAGCCUGUCCCUCGCCUCCACCCAGCCGUGGGGCCUGGCUUUAGACUGUAGCUUUGAUGUCAGAGCUUUGGAGGGGUUAAUCUGGCAUGUGGCAUCCCCAAAUCCUGCCGUGACUCGUACUCCUAGGGUACGGCGUGUCCUCAUCUCUCUGGGGAGAAAAUGAUGUGUGGCUGAGCCUGGUGGGUCCUGCUGGGCACCUUCAGAGCCCAGAGCAUCCGUGUGACAUGGUGCUUGGUGCUGUGAGAAGAGGCACAAAGUGAAGUUUGGUAUCAUGAUCACAGGACCUCCUCUGAAACGCAUCUGUGGAGCUUUCCCUGGUGGGGAGGCUCCAGCUCCCCUCACAAGCAUCUGCCAAGGUGUGGGAGCAAUUCCCAGUCCAGCCCAGUUUGGGAAGGUGGUGGGGUCGUUCCUUGCUCUCGCCCAGAUCCUGGAGGAGGUGGGACGAUGUCCCCGAGCAGUGUUGGUCCUGAGGUGGUGCAGGAUUUGGAGCAGAAAGCUGCUGUUGUGUUCCCUCCCCAAAACAGGAGCGUCGGGGACAUCCUUAAAAGGGGGAUCCUUAAAAUCCAGCCUGCUUUAGGGCGUCCCCUCCAUUUCUCUGGGGGAUGCUAAAUCCUCCUCUGUUCCCUCCUGACAUCCUGAGCACCUCGACUUCUUGCAGCUGGGCCCUACCUGGAGUUAAUCCCAACGAGGAAAACCUCCCCCUGGAGCCCCCAGCUGUGUGCGCACAGCUCUCCGUGUGCGGCACGGAGGGGAGCAGCCUCUGCUCGCCCCAGGGGUCAUCCCAAGCUGGGAGUGGGCUGCAUUGGGGUUCUCCUCCUCCUGCAGCUGGGCUGAGGGGAAGGAAGGAGGCAGCUGCUUGCGUGAUUGUUCCUAGAAAUGACCUGUGAAAGGAGCAGGAAGGCGGUGGCACGGAGGAGGGCACCUUCACGGGGCACCCUGUGCCACCUGCACCCACCCCAUCGCCUCCUCCUGCUGCAGCCUCCGCGCUCAGCACCCCUCGAAUUUCCCCUCCCUCUCCCCGUGCUGCGUGGCUGAAGGUUUUGCAGUAAAACCCCAAAAAGCCUCGUCCUUGAACCUCUCUCCUCCUGCCAGCCUCCCUGAUCGGACCUGCGCUUCUGCCCGGAGCCAGCCUGGGGGGACGCAGCUGGUGGCACGAGGCUCUCCUGCCCGCAGCCUUUUUCCCUUCGUGCUUUCAGCCGUGCCUCCAAAGGCUCUGAGCUCCUCGUUACCAAAGUGCGGGCUCCGACUUUUAACGAGCCACCCGUGGGAGAGCCGGGACUGGGAGAGCCGGAGCGCCGUCCCGCUGAACCGAGACAGAGGCUGACAACAGGCACCGCUGCCUGGAAACGGUGGGCAAAGGCUUUAUUGACCACUGGAGGUCACUUUUUCAAUAAUGCAGUACAAUCCAACUUUAUUUUGUCAGUACCUUUCAUGCCGCCUGCUCCCGAGCUGCUCAGCGGAUCCGGUGCAAAGGGAGGGGGGAAGAAACGUUAUUAUUAUUUUUUUUUUUUUAGAGCUGGGGAGCUGGAGGCUGCUCGGCAGCACGGAGCGAGGAGAAAAAGGCUCCUGUGCCCCAGCCAAGGGGCAGGGGAAGGGAAGAGCAGGAAAACGAAGCAGCCUGGAUGCUGCUCCCCUGUGCCACAGAGGCACCUGCAGGCUCCUCGUAGGCAAACGAGGGUGUUUGGCCCCGGGGUGGCUGGAGUCCUCCUGGCUCUUCCAGGCAUCGAGAACGGGAUGGGAAGUGACCGCUUGUGAUCUUGGCUGCUGAUGCUGGAGGCAGCAAAGGGAACCUCUCCUGGCCCCGAGGCAGGAGCUCUGCUUCCCUGUGCCGCCCCCAGCCCUGCUGGGACGUCGUUGGAGGGGAGCUCUGAGCCCCACUUUUAUUGUCACCCACCCUACGGCGUUCUGGGAUCAGGCAGGCUCCAAGGCUCAGCAAUAACUCGACCCUCGUGGUUGUCCUCCCGCAGCUUCAGAUGGGUUUUGUAAGGGUCUAAACCGGGAACCCAUUCCCCUGGGGUGCAAGGGCUGGGAUCCCACGUCCCCUUUGGCUCCGGAAUACUCCAGGUUCCCAGAACUGUUCCUCCUCUCGUUUACACAGCGCGGAGCAGCCUCUGCUUUGCGCUUCCCUUCGCUGCCUUGUCCUUCAGCCCGGGUCCCGCGGCGCCAAGCACUGACGUGUCCGCUACCAUGGGCAGCUCUGCUCCUGAAUGAGCCGAAGAAAAAUAAAUAGCAUCUCAAAUUGCAGCUUGCGUGCAACGGGCCAGGUCCCUGCGCUCUCCCCGGCGCUCCGGCUCGAGGUGGCAACUUCUGACCUGGGUCUGCAGUGAGAGUAAGGGGCUGACUGGGCCCAGGAACGGUUUGGGAUAGACCCAAUUUAAUCCCCCGGUGCUUUCCCUUUCCACCUGAUAUUAAAUCCUGCUCCAACUCUCCUGGGAGAGCCGCCGACACAGCUCCCCGGUGUCUCGGCGGUGCUUUGAGAUCCUCGGAUGCGAGCGGUUCGGGAAGCUUUUAACGGCGCUUAACUCCCUUGGGGAUGGAAGUCCAAAGCGAGGGGAAAUUAUUCACCAUUGUUAAGGAAAAAAAACCCACAUUGGUGCGUUGGGUUAAACCCCGCGUCGUGCCCUCUAAUUACGCAGCGGUGGCCCGGGCUGGCGGAGCGCUUGGUGCCGCCGGGGUGGUUGUGCUCGGCUGGAGGGAGCCGGACCCCGAUGAGAUCAAGGGGCCUUUGAUUUGGACGGGUACUGAACCAGGCGCCGCGAUAUCAAACGGGCUAAUCAGAUAACAACCUCAGGUCGCCUGGCACGGAUUCGCGGCCCCGAGUUGGGGCUGGCUGCGCAAAUUGGGCAGCCAGCUGGGGAGGCUGCGUGAGCCGGCGCGCCGGCGGCUCGUUCCUAAUGAAAUGGGAUGUCCAGUAACGGGCUGGGGUAGGGUGGGUGGGUGUCUGGGAUGUGGUGGGGGUCGGGCAACCUCCCUCUGGGUUUGGGGGAUGUGGUGGGGGUCUGUGACCCUCUCCCACCUUGUUCCUGCGGCUGGGGGCUAACACAGGGCUGCCCGCACGGGCUGGUGUGCAGGAGGAGAUACAGAGGGGGAACAAUUCAAUUGGUUGGGGUGAUCCCAAAUCCUUUGUUUGAAGGCUUCUCCAGGCUUUCUCCAUGAUUUUUUUUUUUAUUAUUUUUUUUCAUUGCAGCCCUUGGUGUAGCAAGCUGGCACCUGAAGUUAUUUUUUUUCCUGCUGUCUUCUAAACGGGGAGAUUGGGCACAGCAAGAGGCGUGCUGUAAAGGGAAGGCAGUGCUCUUUACCCAUGCUCUCUCCUGCUCUUUACCCAUGGCUCGUUAGUGCUGGGGUCCUUGGGCUUUUGGUUUUAAUUUGGCAGCUCCUGGGAAAACGUCUGGUGGUGAGCAGCUCUGGGGGCAGGCGCGCCGUGGGUCUGCGGGGAUCGCUGGCGGGUCAGUGGGCUCUCUGGUGGGGGAGCAGCGUGGCCGGCCCCAAAACAGCCCCUCCAGUAAAUAUUUGGGGCCAGAGCUGCUGCUUUGAGGCACGGACAAGCAGGCUGGAGGUGCCUGUGGUGCGCAUUGGGUCUCACCUCGCUUCUGGCCUCAUAGGUGAGUGGUGUUGGAGGUGCUGCAGUUUGCACCCCAGCCUGGCCCCCCAUCGCGCCCCGCGGCUGCAGGAGCGCCGCCUGAGGUCUCCACCUGCCCCGAAAAGCUGGGCUGGAAGUGGGUCAGUAGGUUUACAACUUCUGGGGAGAUCCGGCGUGAUCCUAUCAGCCUCAUACCUUAAAGGAAGCUGGCUGGAGCCAAAUCUGAGGCAACAAUGAAAACUUGGACAGGAACAGAGAGGAGAGGCGGCGGGUUAGCAGAUGCAGAAAUCCCCCUGGGUCCUAUCAAGUGUUUUUGCCAGUGUUAAAUGCUGAGUAAAAUAUAGUGCCUGGGAGAUCAGAUCCCUGGGUAUUCCCUUUGGACGGGGAGACCCUGGGUUGAAUAUUUCUCGGGUGAAUCAUCUUCUGGAGCUAUCAGCGCAGAUCUGGCACGGGGCGCUCGCAGCGCCUCGCUGCUGGAUGUGACAUCGCGUGCAGGCUCUUUGGGUGAAACCACUCGAGGAAGGCACACAAAUGGCAUCACGGGGCUCUCUGCUGCUAAAGCUCGGUUCCCUGGGUGUUUGGAUUCAACAAUAGCAAACAAAACCCUUCUGGGAUGCCCGGAGCACCCAGAGCUUGAAGGGCAAGCAGAGGGGCUGCAGCAACAGCGGGCUCUGCUGCUGCUGUCUCCAGCAGCAAUUUGGGGACGUGGAGCUAUGGAGCCACAAAACCUCCUGAACUUGCAUCACGGGGCUCUUCCAGGUCUUAAGCAAGGACCUGGCUGUUCUGCUAGAUCCUCCCGUGCGAACUGAGGUGGGGCGAGUGGCAGAAUAAAAGAUACAAGAGGUCAAGACGGGAAGGAAGCAAUUGCUAAAUGACCUUCAGGAAUGAUGCCUGCAUGGCACAGGGAGGGGUCAGGCCAGAGGAGAGAAAUCCUACAAGGAAAGCUGGUGAGGGAGAGGAUCCAGUUAGGUUUGUGCUUGGCUUUUUCCUGGAAUCCAUCAAAGAAACUCUCCCAAAGAGGGGAACGGACACUGGGGGCGAGAAGAGCAUGGGAGCUGGGUGAAACUGCGCGCCCUUCAGUGCGUUGGGGUGAUGGGUUGUCUUCUCCCCCAAAUUUUGGACGUGCUGGGAGGAAGAGGUUCAUGCUGCCUCUCCCCCUGGUUUUGGGAGCCACGUGUCGGCUGUAGCUGGUUUGGGGACUGCUUGGCUGCUUUCUUCGUUUGGGCUCGAGGCGCAGGAGGCAAUCUGCGUGGCUAGCACGAGAAGCGCUCCCGCUACAUACGAAAAGCUGCGGAACUGCUGGGAGGGGGAGCGGGUUUGAAGUUGUAUCUCCUCCAAUAAAUCAGCGCAGCCUGGGCCUCCCCGCCCCCAUCGGUGCCUCGCGUGCGUGUGUGCGAGGGAAAAUCCAAAAAAAAAAUAAAAAAAAAAGGAGGACUUUGCUUUGCGCAUCCCCGCUCGGGUCGGCACAGCCUCGCACCAGGGCAGCAGUCGCUAAAACCCCGAUAACGCCGUCGGCAGCAGCUCGCCUGUGCCGGGUGCUGCUUCCCUGCUUCGAGUGCGAGCAGCAAGCUGUUCCUGCGCGUGGGCUCCGCUGCCAGGAGAGCUAUUCUCAUUCAGGAGAGAGAAAGGAGCUGUGCAGAAAGGAGGCACCUCUCGUGUCCAUGGGCAGCACCCGCCGGCACGCGGUGGCACCGCUGCGCACGGGGCUGGCUCGGGGAGGUCGGUGGUGGGCACGUGGGGUGUGCUGGGGUUGUACAGGGAGCCCCCCCCGGGCUAAAUCUACGUGAACAGCCCCCGGUGGGAUGCUGCACCACGACAUGGAGCAGGCACAGGGUGAGACGAGGUGCGACACGGCGCAGGAUGCGGCCCCUUGUAGCCGUGUGUUGGUGGUGGGAGCGAUGCCCCGCUGCUGCUCCCGAGGCAUUUUCACCCCCCUUCUGGACCGUAAAGAACAAUGGUUUAGGGGAGGUUGAGCUGCUUUUGGGGUUUCUUUAUUCUUUUUAUUUUUUAUUUUUUUUUUAUUUUUUUUCCUUGGGUGGUGUUUGAAGCUGGCUGAGGCUGCUUCACUCGCGCUGCGCACGGAAGGGAUUUUUUCAACCCUUUCCCUUGCAUCUUUCUCUGGGAAACUCCUGGGAGUUUAAAAAAAAAAAAAAAAAAGAAAUGUUGACGCUGACCUCUAGGAAAAUUUCAGCCCCUGGUGGAGGUGGCUGCGUGUCGAGCAGAGCCCUUGAAGCCACCGCCUGGGCGGAGGGUGCCGGAGCUGCUCAGCGCCGUAGCUCCAGGGCUCUGAUUUUCACUGGCGGGGUGCCGAGCCGCAGGAGGGCCGUCCCGUCCCCGAGCACCUCCCUGGGUGCCGGAUCUCCUGCCGAUCUGGGAUCUGCUCGAGUGUGUCAGCCUGGGCAGGGACCCAUUCCGGGUGUCUCGGAGGGAUUGCGUGCGUGUCCGGCCAUCCCUCGGCCCGCUUUGGGGAUGUUUUGGGGCCAGGAGAUGCCCAGGGGAGUGCUUUCACCCCUCCUGGGUUUGGCAGAAAGAAGCGAGACAAGGCCAGCUGGAUGGGGAAGAAGCAAGAUUUUACACCAUGUCUUUGGGGUGGGAGAAGAGACCUCAACUCCCAAGCGUCUCAUUUUGCUGUACUCCCACAUUUUACCCCCCCUAAAAAAAAUCCUUCCCGUGGAGAAAAGUCUGUCUCACCCCACGUCAUCCUCGGGGAGGGAGGGGACCCUGAGUAUGCUGGGGCGCAUCCCCCUCCUCUCCUUCAUCUGGGGGGGGCUGCAGGGGUGCCGGGUGCCCUGCUGGAGCCCCGUGCCCUGCGGGAUGUCGGGGAGCCAGGGGGGCCACCCUGGCCCCGUAGCGCAGCUCCCGGCCCCGAAAAAUGGGGCCAUUGAGGGCUUGGAGCCGGGGGCUGUGGAUAGGGAGGACAGCUGAGCCGGCUUGUUCCACCCCGAGGAGUCACAGCCCAAAAUAGGAGCCGGGUGGCUCCUUCGGAGGCUGGGCCUCUUUACGCAGAGGCCGCGGCUUGUUUGCACGUGGGGUUUUCGUGGGGUAUUUAUGGCCUGGAGCUGGGGGGUGGGUGGGAAGAAAUGAAGGAGGGGGCCGGGCAGUUGCGCGAACUCAUUUUUUGGUGUGUGCGCUUAAAAAGGUAGAAGCGUUGGUAUUUUUAACCCCCCCUAAUUUCUGGUAGGUUCUUACGCUUCCCUGCAAAAUGGGAGCUCUGCUGCUGUCGGUGCCGGAGCGAUGGGGACAAGGGAUGAGCUCAACAGCUGGUGGCCCCGAGGUGUCCCCGUUUUCUGUGUUUGCCUAUAUCCGUGUGCCAGCCUGGUCUCUCCAACGCGGUGUUGGAUCAGCUCCUUACCGAGCUGUGCCGCUCCAAAUCUCGCCCUCGGAGGUGCGUGUGCCUCCCCAGCACAGCCAGGGAUGGGAUUUGGCCUGGUUAUACCCACGGUGCAAAAAGGAGCGGAGGAUUUAUAGCUGAUUGCUGCCCCGGGUCCCCACCUCGCCUGCGGGGCAGACGGAGACAGCCGAGCACCAAAAUCCUCCCGAUUUCACCUCUCCCAUCUCCCCAUAAAAUGCACCGUCAGCUCCACGACCAGCCAGCAGCCAAAAAACCUCCUUCCAUCACCCCGAGCCUCGGGAGCAACCUGGGGAGGCUCCGGGGAGCUCAGCCUCCGCCGUCAGCCUCCUCCUGGCGCAUUGGCCGGCCCCAGGCAUGGUUUUGGAGGCGUUUUUUUUGGUGGAGCCCUGUCUGGUUUGGUUCCCUACCUGCCCGUGCAUGUGGCUGAGCAUCGCGUCGGGGUCCCCCCCAGCGGAGCCUGCGCGUUGGCUGCAGUUUCUAUGGUUACUGCAGCGCCCGGGGAAGAGCAGUUGGCUGGAUGCUGGGGCUGGCAGGACCCGCGUCUCCCUCCGGAUCCGCCAGAAAACUUGACAGGGAGCCGGUGCGUGCGGGAGCGCCGGAGCAGGACAAAGAGGGGAGGGAAAGCAAGGAGGGAAAACUCGGCUCCUGCAGGGUACCGGGGGUUGCCCCCCAACAGGUUCGCCUCCGAACAGGCUUCAGAAAGGGAUGGAAAGGGUGGAGAAACAAAAAAAAAAAAAAAAAAA